AUUGACUUUCAGUGGGUGCUUCACUUGGAGCAGGUUUGGUCUCGGCAGGUAUUGGCAUGGCCGUGAACUUUGAUGACGCCAAUGAUUGUGAGCGUACUGCUGCAAGCCUUAAAGUUAGUGCACGGGAUAAGAAGGAACUGGCUCAAAGAAAGCGGACAUUAAAGGCAGAGUAUGAAUCAAAAAAGUGUACGAAAACUAUCGAGCUUAGAAAUUGCAAAACAAAAAUCGACCAUCUGGCAAGGACGUGUGAUGGGCUAGCCAGCCUUGAAGGACUUCUGACAGAGUCAAUAUCAGGCUUCGAACGUGCCAUUUAUAUUGCACAGGAUUUCGAGAACGGGGUUCAUCGAACAUUACUACAAGGCGACGCUUUUCAACUCAUAAAAGAGGUAUUCCUGGAAUGUCCAGAGGAACUGCACGACGAAGCACAUGAUGAAAUGCGCAAAUUAAAGUUAAAGUGGAUUGAGUUAGAGCAAAUGUGUCUCUCCUACAGCAAUCGCCAUGACAUAACGUUUUUAAACACACAUUGUCACCAAGAGAAUUUGAGUUUUCUUCACUCUGAAGUAACUAAUGCUUAUGAAACUGUAAAAAUACUUCAAGAAUGAUCAGUCCAGAUUUAAAUCACCUACCAGCUAUCAAAAAUCUGGUAAAUUGUGAAAGAAACGAUGUAAAUAUGUGUAAAUAUUGAUAUCCCGCUUUGCAGCCUUUUUAUGCUGUUGUAUAAUGUAUUAUUAAACCUUUGCAUCAGUAUUUUACUCCGUACAAUUUCUUAAAUAAUCCAAUUGCCCUUCAUGGAUCAAUACCAUUUUAGGUUUUACUUGUACAUGUAUGAAAAAAAAAGUUUCUUAGCACAAGGUAAAAGCAAUUUAAAUAACAAAUAUGCAAUUGUCAAACAUCGAUACCAUAGGAACGCCCAAAGGGAAAUAUUAGAAAUCUUGGGUUCAUUGAAAGUUUUGAAGUAGAAUGCAAUAUUAAAACAUGAAAAUGAAUAAAAUUUGGAUUUAGAAAUUUCCGUAGAUGUUUUCAUACGACAGUUGUCAUGGAACAGUUUUAAAACAGUGAAAAGUAUUAUAAUAAGUAUUGAAUAAAAUUUUAUUAUACGUGAGCCUUAGAAAUAAUGUCUUUCAUGAGUAUUGAAUACAUGAGCCUUAGUAACAAAGUCUUUCAUUGGUUUUUGCAAGUUGAUAUGUUGAACUUUUGAACAAAUGUUUACUUUGUUUUGUUUUUAAGUUGUCAAAACCUGCAAAACGCAUGUUUUUGAUUCUGAUAAGGAAACCGAAGCAAUAAAAAACAAGCUAGAGUAUAAUUUUUGUUUUCCUCAUCAAACAUUUAUACAUUUGACUCAUAUUUAUUUUUGUAUUAUAAGUAUCAUUUAUAUUCUCUGCGUCUUUAUGCAAACAUGUAUAAUGUGUGUAAGCUUGUUAUGAAUUUAUGAUACCACGCACGUUUCAGAUAUUUAGCCACGUUUCAGAUAUUUAGCCACGUUUCAGAUAUUUAGCCA
Ruditapes philippinarum (Manila clam) is the source of this 1498-nucleotide messenger RNA. RefSeq lists its product as uncharacterized. The transcript has 4 exons. Lineage: Eukaryota; Metazoa; Mollusca; Bivalvia; Venerida; Veneridae. The record is from RefSeq and is a predicted model, not a curated record. Bases 57 to 602 code for a protein of 181 amino acids.